Daldinia loculata is the source of this 647-nucleotide messenger RNA. RefSeq names its product vacuolar ATP synthase. Gene Ontology annotation, cellular component: fungal-type vacuole membrane; proton-transporting V-type ATPase, V1 domain. Bases 150 to 521 code for a protein of 123 amino acids. The record is from RefSeq and is a predicted model, not a curated record. Gene Ontology annotation, molecular function: proton-transporting ATPase activity, rotational mechanism. Gene Ontology annotation, biological process: proton transmembrane transport. The transcript is spliced from 3 exons. Lineage: Eukaryota; Fungi; Ascomycota; Sordariomycetes; Xylariales; Hypoxylaceae.
UUUCCAAGGUUGCAAUUGUGCCUUAUUGCCUGUACAUCAUAUUCUCUUAAGCUCACCAGCCUAUCCCCAUUGACUACCUACCUACCUAAAGCGCCCACGAUUUCGACUGGAUCACGUCCUCGCUGCCUAAUCCUGAUUGACUCAGAACAAUGGCGUCUCACGCGGACUACAAGGACAGGCAGUUCUUAGCUGUCAUUGGAGACGAGGACUCAGUCACAGGCUUGCUAUUAGCAGGAAUAGGUCAUGUCACGAACCCUCCAGACUCCCAGAAGAACUUCCUAGUUGUCGACAACAAGACAGAGACAUCAGCCAUCGAAGCUGCCUUUGAGUCGUUUACGACAGAGCGAAAAGACAUCGGCAUCGUAUUGAUUAACCAGCAUAUCGCCGACAAGAUCAGAUAUCGAAUCGAUACCCACACAUCUGCCUUCCCUACUAUACUCGAAAUCCCUAGCAAAGAACAUCCAUAUGACCCUGAGAAGGACAGCGUGCUAAAAAGGGUGCGACGUCUUUUUGGAGAGUAAAUAUCAUUUUGAAAGGGGCUCACAACAUACACUGUUCAUACGUAGGACAAGGGCGGGAUUGUAUUAUAGCCGUUAUUUUCAAGCAUGAUAGGUUUACGAUAUCCAAGUAGCAGAGGUCCAGGACCA